AGAGUGUGAUUUCAGAGUUGACACAGGUAUCAAAACGAUCGAGAAAAACUGUAAACUGGUCUUCAGUGCUCAGCGAAUAUAGGCUAGAAAUAAGUAAUCAUCAUGUUUACUCAAAUGAAAGUUUAGCUAUCAAACUAUACAGCGUUAGAGUAACAAUGCAUUAUCAUUACAAAUAGGCUAGCCUACUUCCUGGAAAUCGUUUCCAUCAUUCCUUUCCUCUCCCCAUCCCAUUUCUAUUAGCCUUUUUGUUCAAGGCGAAUUUUCCCCUUAUUUGAUUAGUGACGCGUCCCAUACCGACCUGGGUAUUUUCUCACCUUCCCCGCCAUGGCAAGUAAACAGGUGGUCCUAUUUGCAUGUUUCCAACCUAUCUUUAAUAUUUGUUCACACACGGCGGACGGCAGAAUUCCCCUGAAAUUCCUGGAGUCCCCAAGCAUUUUUGACGGUCUAAUGAAAAAAUAUAUUGAUAGCCUAGACUAGAGAAUACUACAUACCUCAAUUUAUUCCACCAUAGCAUUGCCUCCAGCACAUUGCAGAUAAGUGGCACGCCCUGUAAAGCUUGCGGAAUUAUAAACGGCAACACUAUAUUUAAAUUGUAGACUGGGCUAUUACAUUAGCGUCAUGCAUGCAGGUACAUGAUACGACUUUGGGGUACGGAUACUCAGGCACAUGAUCCGACUUGUAAAUCUUCCAAACCAUGACACGUCCAGGACAGAUAAUCACAUCAUCUAUUGAUGAACUGUUGUAGCGAGUUGUUUUUUAUGUAUCAAAGACAAGGUUAAAAUCACAUAUUAGGCCAUCUUCAUCAUCACUGGCCUUUGUAAAAGUACACUGAAAUACACAAGGUGCAUAACUUCUUCAAAAUACAAAAUCUUUAAAGCCGGUCCUAUCAGUAUAAACGCCAGGCCCUGAUCUGACAUGCAUUGGGCAUCUCUACACAGCUGGAAUUGUGAGACUGUGGACUUGACUUAGGCUAUGGUUCAUAAGUAUGGACCAUACCUGCAUCAUGCUAUGGUCAGGACAGGUCACUCAAGAGGGUGGAACUGACCACACCACCACACACGCCAUCACCAGUUACUACCUGAUGUUGCCAGGUCGGGUGGUUUUCUGCGAAUAUGGGAAAAGUGAAAUUGCAUAUGGUUGUUCUGUCCCCGAGAUAAGAUUACCAUUGCGUGAUGGGUGUGGGUCAUGGUGGACAGAUGAUUCCUGGGUCUGGGUUAAGAUAUGGAUUAUUUUAACAGUCAAACAGCUAGAAAUGCUCUCGUUCAGUUAACAAAACUAUCUUCUGGUUGGCCGACGGUGGAUGAAAAUGAAAAUAGACAAAACCUCCUACACACUACUCUAGAUCGAACUUGUUUUAAUGACGUUCAUAAAGACCCUGUGCUUUUUGGCCUUUGCUAUGGAUUGUUAACCAUCUGGCAACCUAGCCCAUUCUUGGAUUACACGACAAUGGGACCUGGGUAUGUAUGCGCUCGGACAGUGGCGAGAACAAGGUCAGAGAAGUAGUGCCCUUCAAAAUAUAGACUAAAUAUACGCGGAAAUCGCCAGGCAAGCAGGUCAUUAUAUUGUUUGUGUUACAUGGUUGUGUUCCCUGCUGCAUUUAUUUUGCUCAACGACCGGGCAUGGUUACCAAGGACGCAGGACUGGAGACGCGCAAGACUGCGGAAUUAAUCCUACAACAAAGGAAAGAGGUAGAUCUGGGCUAUCAAUUGCGCACUUGAGUGAGUGUUGCCCUAAUGGUAACCUCUCGACAAUUAAACAGACGUCUCCGUGCCCUAUGUCAGUGAGAACUUUGAAGGAAAUGAGAUUUAAGCGACGCAAACGGGGACAGAUAGCAAGAAAACGCCGGACGCACACUCGAAAGUAGGCUUGGAGAGGGCGUGAGGUGAACUGUCAUCGCCUAUCCAAUGGAGAAGUAUGAGAAGCUGGCUAAGAUCGGUGAGGGAUCCUACGGCGUUGUUUUUAAAUGCCGCCACCGAGAAACUGGACAGAUCGUGGCCAUUAAAAAGUUUGUAGAGUCAGAAGACGACCCGGUCAUCAAGAAGAUCGCUCUGAGAGAGAUUCGGAUGCUGAAGCAGCUGAAGCAUGUGAAUCUGGUCAACCUGCUGGAGGUCUUCAGGAGGAAGAGACGCCUGCAUCUGGUCUUUGAGUUCUGUGAACAAACCGUCCUCAAUGAGCUGGAUAAACACCCAAGAGGGGUACCAGAGGCCCAACUGAAGAGUAUAGUGUGGCAGACACUCCAGGCUGUCAACUUCUGCCAUAAGCACAACUGCAUCCACCGGGACGUGAAGCCUGAGAACAUCCUGCUGACCAAGACUGGAGUCAUCAAGCUGUGUGACUUCGGCUUCGCUCGCAUCCUCACGGGGCCUGGGGAUGACUACACGGACUACGUGGCAACACGCUGGUACCGCUCGCCAGAGCUGCUGGUUGGCGACACGCAGUAUGGCCCACCGGUGGACGUGUGGGCGCUGGGCUGUGUCUUCGCCGAGCUGCUCAACGGGAACCCGCUCUGGCCUGGGCGCUCCGACGUCGACCAGCUCUACCUCAUCCGCCGCACGCUGGGUGACCUGAUCCCCCGUCACCAGCAGGUGUUCCGCUCCAAUGUCUUCUUCAGCGGAGUCAGCAUCCCAGAGCCUGAUACCAUGGAGCCACUGGAGAAGAGGUUCCAGGGAGUGUCCCCUCAGGCCCUUACUGUUAUGAAGUCCUGUCUGGUGAUGGAUCCGUCUCUGAGAUUGUCCUGCGAGGAGCUGCUGGAGCUGCCCUACUUCCAGGAGGACGGGGCCGCACCUGUUGGGCGCGACAGCGAGAGGACAGGGAGACGCCACGAGAAGGGCUCCCGCCGCCGGGGACCAGGGCCCCAGUACCUGCCGCAGCUUGCUGGGAGUAACGUCUCGCCAGCACCCGAGCACAAGAAACAGGUCAAACCCAAAUACGACCACCACCUACCCAACAUCUAAACACAAGAUGAAACAAGAGAGAGAGACAGAGAGAGAGAGAGAAAGGGAUGAGAGAAGGAUACUGUAAGAGACAUUUUAUGCUGUACAGCCUCGAGGAGAGAAAGUGAGGAGAGGAGUGUACAUUUCAGUGGUUGGAUGCGUGCGUUGGUGCUGUGAGUACAUUUAUCUACUGACGUACAGGAGGAUGCAACCAUGGCCUUAAGUGGGAGCUUGUGUUGCAUUACACUGUUGAGAGUUUACUGCUACACUAACAUUAACAAGGCUGUAGUGUACGUAGAGGACCACUGUCC
Messenger RNA from Alosa sapidissima (American shad), 3244 nucleotides. Its product is annotated as cyclin-dependent kinase-like 1. The transcript has 10 exons. Gene Ontology annotation, cellular component: nucleus. NCBI's taxonomy places the organism in Eukaryota, Metazoa, Chordata, Actinopteri, Clupeiformes, Clupeidae. Gene Ontology annotation, biological process: protein phosphorylation. The record is from RefSeq and is a predicted model, not a curated record. The coding region runs from base 1905 to 2954 and encodes 349 amino acids. Gene Ontology annotation, molecular function: ATP binding; cyclin-dependent protein serine/threonine kinase activity.